This is a messenger RNA of Periophthalmus magnuspinnatus, 2008 nucleotides long. RefSeq names its product exosome component 6 (gene exosc6). The transcript has 2 exons. The record is from RefSeq and is a predicted model, not a curated record. Lineage: Eukaryota; Metazoa; Chordata; Actinopteri; Gobiiformes; Gobiidae. Gene Ontology annotation, biological process: poly(A)-dependent snoRNA 3'-end processing; nuclear mRNA surveillance; U4 snRNA 3'-end processing. Gene Ontology annotation, cellular component: nuclear exosome (RNase complex); nucleolus; cytoplasmic exosome (RNase complex). Bases 75 to 905 code for a protein of 276 amino acids.
UGGCAGUUUUCUGGGGGAUACUUUUGAGCAUUGCACCAUUUUGCACGCUGCGGUGGAAGGAAAACAGAUGAAACAUGCCUACAGAUACGAAACGUGUGAGAGGCCCAGAGCUUUCCCAGAGCCCGUCUGUGUUUCAGCGCAAACCUCAAGCCGCUGAGAGGCUCCCCUUACAAGGGACAAGAGAGGACGGCCGUCAGCGGGACCAGGUUGACGUUCGGCCUGUCUUUGUCCGCUGUGGGCUGGUCAGUCAAGCCAAAGGCUCCGCGUACAUGGAGGCUGGAAAUACUAAGGUGAUAUGCUGCGUUUAUGGCCCAAGAGAGACAGAGCGCAAAGAUGAAACUGAUAUGAAAUGUGGAAGGUUGACAGCAGACAUGCGCUUUGCUCCGUUCUCCUGUCCUGAAAGGGGCUCGUGGAUCCAGGGCAGUCAGGACAAGGACUUCUCUUUGAUGGUUCUUGAGAGUCUACAGCCCGCUGUGUGCCUUCACAAGUAUCCCCGCUCACAGAUCGAGGUUAAUGUAAUGGUUCUGGAGAACAGUGGGUCAGUUUUGGGGCAUGCUGUCACGUGUGCAUCUCUGGCUCUCGCAGAUGCAGGGAUUGAGAUGUACGACCUUGUUCUUGGUUGUUCUAUGCGUCAGGAUGGGAAUUCUUUCGUGGUGGACCCUACAUAUUUGGAGGAAAAUCAUGGUGGUUCAGCAGGUCAGGAUAAUCAAGGUGGCCUCACUGUUGCCUUCCUCCCCAGCCUGAAUCAGAUCUCUGGACUGCAGUCUGACGGAGAAAUGACUGAACAGACUUUGACAGCUGGGGUUCGCACCUGCAUUGAGGGAUGCUAUAAAUUGUAUCCUGUUAUCCAGCAAGCUCUGACCAAAGCAGUGCGCCAGGCUGCUCCACCACCUCCUGAGAGCUGAUUGUGGAUUUUAUAAAAUUCUGUUUGUUUUUCUACUGUGAAGGCAUUCAAAUGUUUUGUGAAACGUAUAUUUUACAACACCAUAAUUGGCAUAACACUCACAUCCACUUUUAUUACAUUAUAAUUACAUACAAAAUAACUACAAUAAGAGUUAACCAUUUAUGUACAUUAAUUCUGUUAUUCUUGCUUUCUUUUUCUAUACAAUGAUCAUUCAUCAAGUUCUCAUACAUCCCUCUAUCUGACUCAUGGUCUGGCAGUAAGAUUAGCUGGUUUUAAUAAAUAUACAUUUUCAAUGUAAAUACAUAAUGAUCUUUAAGAACAUUGUUUUGCAAUACAGAAAAUAGCUUACACAAACAUACAAAUUUUGAAGAGGCAUUUACAACAUUAGGGCUAUCUCAAUAAAGACUAAAAAUCUUGCAUUUUUGUACAGCUAAUUGGUAAAACUGCAGCUCAUGUCAUCUCAUAUAGUUUCCUAUAAUCUGCCCUGCCCAUAAAUAAAUCCUGUUGGCUAAAAUGUAUAUAUUUAAAAUAAACAUACAAAAUUAUGUACAAAACCAAAAAAAAUAAUUGACUAACUCCAUAAUAAAAUACAGUUUUUUGCAAUUGUGCAAACAAAACAAAAAUAUAAGGCUUUAUGUCUUCUAUCAACAGAAGUUGUAAACGUUAAAGAUUCAACAACAGCAAAGACAGAUCAACCAACUGGAAGAUAACGGGUCAAUGUAAAAAAAAUGGUGUCCAAACGUUCUAAAUGAGUUUCUUUGUAUAUGCUUCAGUUGACCAUGCUAGGAAGAAAAACACUGACGCCUUCCUCAUUAUUUUUGUUGAGUGUCGUCCACCCCGUCUCCUCCCUCCUUGCUCUCUGCUUCCAUGUGCUGCCCGUCUUGAUGACUUUGUGGGUUGUGGGACAGCAGAGAGGCCAUGUUCAGACGAGAAGCACAGCUGCUAGAAAGGGGUGAUGGGGUGUCUAUGUCUCUAUCAACAGCAGAGCUGAAGGUAGGCGAUGGAGUGGGGUUGGUGGAGGCUAUGGAUGGCUAGAAUAAAAGGAGACAGCAUAACUUCCUUCUCUGUGACCUCUGUGAUAAUGUCUAAUGUCUUACCUGUAAU